CCUCAAUUACUCCUUUCCUCAAUACCUUCCACUACAACCAAUAUCCCCCUUACAGCAACAAUGUGCGGAGCAAUCGAAUUUAUCGCCUUUGACGGCCUCAUCGUCAUUGGUGUCAUCCUUCUGAUUGUCUGGAUCCUUGCUCUCUGCGGCGUCUUCACCAUCGGUACUGGCCCUCUCGAGCACCUGUUUAUUGUCUUGGCCAUCAUCUUCAUCAUCGCCUGGAUCUUCACCCGGUUCUGUUACGGCGGACGUCGCGCUGGAUACGGCAGGCGGACCAUUGUCUAACAACGCUUUUUCAAAUGGACCAUUCCAUCCAAGACCUAUAUCUCUUCCUUAUCUCAUCUACUUAAUACGCAAGCUACUUUAACAUUAAUAAACGCCUGGUCAUCAC
Gamsiella multidivaricata is the source of this 391-nucleotide messenger RNA. RefSeq lists its product as uncharacterized. Lineage: Eukaryota; Fungi; Mortierellomycota; Mortierellomycetes; Mortierellales; Mortierellaceae. The record is from RefSeq and is a predicted model, not a curated record. Bases 61 to 285 code for a protein of 74 amino acids. The transcript has 2 exons.